AUGACAGGAGAAAAGGUACGGAACGCUGUCUGCUCACGACGUGCCGCGAGUGAACACCCCACAAGCUGUGGCAGCUAUGAUGAGGAGCGUGUUUUUUUUAGCAGACUUUGUUUGUGGCUGACACACGUCCACUGGAGGCGCGUUCCGGUUGGCUGAUGCUGCUGCUCUUGAUCCGAUUUGAUUGGUCUCGGUGAUGGUUAGUGAUGGAUACAGCUGAGGUUUGGCCGGCCCGCUUGCGGGGCUGGGGAGAAGGAGGGGAGUUUCGCCGAGGACAUAUAAGACCCACCGUCGCUUCGCGUGGGGUCUCAGGAUAAUCACGACGCCACGUGAAGAAGGCACUCCAACCCCACCCUCCCCUCCUGCAAGGCUCCCGCAGCGUCGAGGAAGAGAAAGGAGUCGGCUGGACUUGGGAGAGAGCAGGGCGCGUGAGACGAAAUGGCAUCAAGCAGCAUGGACGUGCAAGACACGGUAGUGCCCCUGCUGGUGGUGUCGGAGCCCGGCAUGUCCCGGCACGCGGACGACGACCCCUCCACGUGGGGCGUCGAGGAGGCCACCGAGUGGACGCCGAGCUCCCUGGUCGACUGGGACGCCGUCCUGUCGGAGGAGCCGCCUCCGGAUCCGGACGACGACGCCGGUGCCGCCGGCGCCGUCUCCGCCGCCGCCGGGUUGAUCGGCGCGCUGCCCUGGGACCCCACCGAGCUGAAGCGGCUGGCCCGGCGCGGCGCGUGGGCCGGCCGGCACGGGGCGCGGGCGCGUGUCUACGCGGCCGUGCUGGACAGGCUGCCGUGCCGGCCAGGGCUCCCGGACGAGGACUCGUACCGCGGGAUGCUGGACGAGGCGGUCGGCGGUCUAGAUGCAGAAAAGCUGCCGGUGUUCGCGCAGGGCAUGCCGUGCCCCGUGUACCACCUCAACGCGAGCGGGCAGGCGGCGCUGUGCCGCGUGCUGGCCGCCACGGGCAGGCUCUUCCCGGCGCUCACGCACUGCCCCGCGCUGCCCGCCGUCGCCGCCCUGCUGCUGCACUACGCACGCGAUGAAGCGCGCUGCUUCGCCGGGGUGGCGCGCCUCCUCUCCUGCUGCUCGGGGUCGGCGCGGUGCAACAAGCACUUCCUGGACCAGACGCACGUGGCGAGCGCCGCAUCGGCGCUCACGUUUGGCGACCUGGCGCGCCGGCACGCCCCCGGCGCGCACGCCCUGUUGUCGGCUCGUGGGAGCCCCUACGCCGACUGGCUGCACUGGCUGCUGGGCGACCUGCCCUUCCCCUACGCCGUGCGCCUGCUCGACAGCUACCUGCUCGAGGGAGACAAGGUGCUGUAUCGCGCCUCUCUGGGCCUCCUCAAAGAGUACAAGUCGUGGCGAGCAUCCGCCGCGGCCGCAACCGCCGUUUCCGACCUCCCGGCGUGGUACGGAAGCGGCGGCGGCGGCGGUGGCGGCAGCGGACCCGGGCCGGAUCCGGCCGGCGAGGACGCGCCGGAGGCGCGGGCCGCGGUGCACGCGUUUGCGCGCGGCCUCGCGGCCCACGGCUGCCCCCCCGAGCGCCUCAUGGAGCGCGCCUUCAACAUCCGCCUCUUCUCGCGCCGCGAGAUGCGGCUCCUGCACGACGCCAACGAGCGGGCGCUGCGCCAGAGAGGGGUGCAGCGCAUCAGCACCGGCCGCGAUGAGCUGCCCGGCACCGUGGACGUGUCGAGCUUCUGCUCUGCCGUGGUGACGGCGGCUGAGAUGCGCUCCGUGUGGUCGUGGAUCCCCGAGCGCCACGCCCUCUACUCCCCGCGCCUCCUCUUCAGCACGCUUGAGCACGGCUGCUCGCUCACGCGGUUUUACGCCAACUGCAAAGAGCACGAGCCUACGAUUUUGCUCAUUAAGACGAUGGACAAUGAGGUGCUGGGAGCGUUUUUGAGCUCCGCCUGGUCGGAGCGGAACCGCGCGACAAUGAAGGCCGGCUCGUUCUUUGGAACUGGGGAGUGUUUCGUCUUCACCGUCCGUCCGGAGAUACGGCGUCACCAGUGGGUCGUCAUCCGCUCUCCGCAGGGCGGACUCGACUCUCCGCUCGCCUCUCCGAUGCCGUCCCCUUACCCGUCCCCCCAGCCCUCUCCCUACCCGACGCCCCCCUCCACCCCUCCCUCCUCGCCCGUUCCUCCGCGCCGGCGCCUCUCCGACAUGAUGGAGGGCAACGCCUGCGGCGGCACCGGCGGCGCCGUCGUCGCUUCCUCCUCCUCCUCCUCCUCCUCCCACGACCGCUCGCUGCACCAGCGCGUCUCGCAGGCCUUCGCCAACUGCAGGCCGCGCUCCGGCUCCACCCGGGAGGUGGCGUCCCAGCCGGGAGACGGCUCCCCCAAGUCGUCCCGCCGCUCCGUCGGCGACGCCCUGCGCCUCUCGCUGUCCGCGCUCGUCGGCUCGCCCGGCCGCUCGCCCGCCGUCUCGCCCAACUUGCCCCGGCGCGGCCUCGGCGGCAACGGCGGCGGCGCCGGCGGCGGCGACGGCGCCGUGGCCUCUCAAGCCGCGUUCGCCAGCGCAGUCUCCUCCUCGCUGCUCUUCCCUCCGGCCGCCGCCUCGAGGCCACGGUCGUUGUCCACCCCGAUCCCGCUGUGCGCCCACGUCCCCUCUCGCCACCAUCACGGCGGGAAGAUCCGAUUCAACCCGACGCCGUCGCCGCCCGCUCUGCUCUGCGUGCCGUCGCACUCCUCCUUCGCCCAGGAGAUGCAAGCACGCGGGCUGGGCCCCAGCGCCGCGCCGCUGCAGGCCUCGCAGUCCUUCCAGAUGCCGGCCAAGGCGGCCUCCAUGUUCAUGGCCGGCACGCCGGACUCCAUCGUGAUUGGCGGGGGAGGGGGGUUCGCCCUGUGCCUGGACGCGGAGCUGCUGCAUGGGCGCAGCGAGGCGUGCGACACGUUCGCCAACCCGCCGCUCAGCUCCACGCAGGACUUCACCGUGCAGGUGCUCGAGGUAUGGGCGCUGCGGCAGGAGGACGACCAACCCUGAGCCUACCGCCGCCGCCGCCACCGGAGACGGAGAGACGGAACCCUUCCCCCUCGCACACCCACCCACCCACCCCACCACAGUCUGCAUGGGCGACUCUCGAGUCAAACGAAUCUGGGCGGGGGGGGUGGGACGGCAAUAUUGGAGACGGGGAGCAACCACGUUGCGAUUAGACCAUGAAGAUCGCGUGUCAACUGUGCAGCUGCCGUGGAAUCUGGCAGAGGGAGUGACGCGGUGGCGAGGUGUUUGGUGGCACCGGUGGCAUUCCCUUGAACAUUACUUCUACCACAGCCUAGCGCAGAAAAGUGCCUUUGAAUUGUGGGGGACACACGAAGCGGAACGGGGGGGGGGGGGGUUGUGGGGGGAGGAGAGUACAUGGUGCAAGCGGGAUGCUGGCAGGGGUAAUGUUUUCACUAAAAAAUAGCAGGGGGGAACACGGGAGGGGGGGGGGGAUCUGGCAGAAGGAGGAAGCAAUGAGGAGGCGUGGUGGCCACCAAAUGACACUGGGCCGUGGUCACCCCCUCAACUUGAAUGCGAGCGUCUCCCCAGCCACCCUGAUGAGCGGCGCACCUGGGGUGUGGUGGGCACAGAUGGCCACCCCCGUCGCACUGCACUCUUGAGCUCAUGGGCACGUGGGGACUCGGUCGACAUUCCAUACCCAGAUCCACAGCUCGCGCGGCGACACAACCUGAGGCUUCGUCUGCCCGGGUGCAAAAGAAGUUCAACAUACAUACGCAAGGGCGAGCACUGUCGCACGCAACGUCACGGCAAUCGAGAGGAGAGCCCCUGGCGUUGGUCAACCACAGCUGUGAGCGCUUGUCCAAGUUUGUCACACAUUCACCUCGAGCACGCGUGGAUUCCGAUGGAACGUUCCUCGACGAAGAGAGAGAGGGGUGCGCGAAUCCAGAGUUGAGAUUGGAAAACGCAAUGUGCGCGGCUCCUGUCGGAUGUCGAGUGUCGCUGGAUGCAUUCAACGUGCUGAUCGUAUCCAGCGAGAGCAGCGUGAACUUUGCAUUAUAACCUACUAGCUUUACUACCCAGCUUCGCCCGGGACUUGAAUUCACCACGCCCGGCCGCCUUUGUCUCCCCAGUGGCGAUGUUCACACACCAGUUACUCAUUUGAGGCUGAGUCGACCUAGGGGAG
Messenger RNA from Petromyzon marinus (sea lamprey), 4114 nucleotides. Its product is annotated as TBC1 domain family member 24-like. Lineage: Eukaryota; Metazoa; Chordata; Hyperoartia; Petromyzontiformes; Petromyzontidae. The record is from RefSeq and is a predicted model, not a curated record.